Molecule: messenger RNA, 1722 nt
Organism: Closterium sp. NIES-65
Lineage: Eukaryota; Viridiplantae; Streptophyta; Zygnematophyceae; Desmidiales; Closteriaceae
Source: the annotation of a GenBank genome assembly
AUGCUGCCGUACUUGUUCCCUAACCUAGCCGCUUUUGCCACUGUCGCUGACCUAAUUACCCACCUCCGCACUAGUGACACCCACCACCGCGCUACGCUUCCUCCCGAGUUCUGCACCAAGAAUCCCCCACCUAUGUACAUCACUCUCUACUACCUCGUCACCCGGCUCCCUGACUCCCUUCGCUCGGUCAGGGACCACUUCCUCUCCCUUUGCCCCACCACGCUCACCACUGACCUCCUCGAGGAGUGCCUCCUUGCAGCUGAGAAGAGUAGAGUUGCUGUAGGAGCCUCUCGUGGUGACCCUCGUGCCCCUUUCUUUGACGGGUGCUCCCCCGUCCCCCUUUUGCCCUCUAUUGCCUCUGCUGCUCCUGUCGACCUCGUUGGCACCGAGUCGGUCGGCGCUGCGCCUGCUCCUAGUGGGAGGCGCCGCAAUGGCAGGAGCAAGGGGGGCAAGGGUUCUGGAGGAGACGGAGGGGGCGGCGGUGGUGGCGGUGGAGGCGGCGGAGGGGGUGGGGGUGGAGGUGGGGGUGGUGGCGGGAGUGGGGGCGUCGGUGGCAGUGGUGGAGGUGGAGGCGGCGGCGGCAGCGGCAGUGGGGGUGGCGGCGGCAGUGGUGCUGGUCAGGGUGGCGUUGUGCAGCGGGGAGGCUUUGGUGGUGGCCAGCGCCAGCAGCAGCAGCAGCGUUCUCAUGAGACCCUGUCGCCCCAGCAGCUUCGUGAGUGGUACACUGGGCGUGGGAGGUCUGGGGGUGCUGGUCCCUGUGCUUACUCGGGGGUUGCUAUCUUUGAUCUUGACUAUGAUGCUAUCCUUGCUGCUAUGUAUGCUGUGUCUAUUAGUGAUGAGGGUGACUGUUCUCUGUGUGUUCCGCCUGACCCGAGCAUUGAGGCUGCUGCUCUAGGUGCUAGUGAGUCUGCUGCUCCAGGUGCUGGUGAGUCUGCUCUCUCAGAUACCGCGUCGACUCGGGUCUUACACACUUUCACCCUUGACUCGGGUGCUUCCUGCUCCUUCUUUCGCGAAUGCACCACACUCUCGCCGCUCAGUCGGCCUGUGGCAAUCUCUCUUGCUGACCCCUCUGGGGGUCCGGUCCUUGCACACUCGUCCACGGUUCUGCCGUGUCAGGCGGUUUUGGCAGGCUCUCUGUCUGGCCUCCACCUCCCCUCGUUCUCCACGAACUUAGUGAGUGGAGCUGACCUUCACGACGCCUGGACUCUUCUCUGUCACCACCGCCUUGGUCACCCCUCCUUGCCUCGUCUCCGAGGCAUGGCCUCCCGUGUCCUUGUCAGUGGCCUUCUCCGGUCUCUCCCUACCCGUCCCCUAGGGCCUGCCCCCACCUGCGUUCCUUGCGUCGAGGGGUGGCAAAGCGCCGCUCCUCACUCCUCCGAGUUUCCUCCGACAGAGGCUCCCCUGCAGACUCUUCACAUGGACGUGUGGGGCCUAGCCCGCGUCCGUGGACAGGGUCACGAGCACUACUUCCUGCUGGUGGUUGACGACCACUCGCGUUACACCGCAGUCUUCCCCUUGCGCAGCAAGGGUGAUGUCACUGAGGUGUUGAUCGACUGGAUCCGCGCAGCUCGUCUCCACCUCAGGAGGAGCUUCGCCUCGGACCUUGCUGUUCUGCGUCUGCACUCUCACAGAGGUGGAGAGUUCUCCUCCAACCUUCUGCGAGCCUUCUUUCGUGCGGAGGGCAUCCGCCAGACGUUCACGCUUCCAGCCUCUCCACAGUAA